UUCGCGGAACUAGCUGGCUGCCCCAGCUGCGCGCCGAGAUCGGGGCUCCGGUGGGGCAGCAGAGCUGCGCUCGCCCGCCCAAAAUGCCACCCACACCCACCUUGUUGCAGAAGCUUUUCAACAAGAAGAACGGCUUGGUUUCCCCCAGCCGGGAGCUCAAGGAGGAGUGCGUCUUCAGCUGGCCUUUGCCUGAGUAUGAUCCAAGUCAAGUUCGCUUAAUUGUAUACCAGGACUGUGAAAGAAGAGGGCGAAAUGUCUUGUUUGACUCCAGUGCAAAGAGAAGAACUGAAGACACCUCAGUUUCAAAACUCUGUAAUGACGUGCAGGUAAAAGUCUUUGGGAAAUGUUGCCAACUCAGACCUGGAGGAGAUAGUUCCUCCUCCUUGGACAGUUCAAUCAAUUCCUCCUCUUCAUCUUCUGAAACAAAAGAGCAGUGUUCAAAAUAUCAGGGCUCCCGGUGUUCUUCAGAUGCUAAUAUGCUUGGGGAGAUGAUGUUUGGUUCUGUGGCCAUGAGCUACAAAGGUUCAACCCUAAAAAUCCAUCAAAUCCGCUCACCUCCACAACUUAUGUUAAGCAAAGUUUUUACAGCUCGAACUGGAAGUAGUAUCUAUGGAAGUUUAAACACGCUUCAAGACAGCCUUGAAUUCAUUAAUCAGGACAGUAACAUGCUAAAGCCAGAUCACAGUACGAUUAUGAAUGGACUGCUUGGAAACAUAAGUUUUUCACAGCUUUGCAGCCCUAGGCGGGCAUUCUCUGAACAAGGUCCGCUCCGCCUGAUCCGGAGCGCCUCUUUCUUUGCAGUUCACAGCAAUCCUAUGGAUAUGCCUGGGAGGGAGUUGAAUGAAGACAGAGACAGCGGAAUUGCAAGAUCUGCAUCUCUUAGCAGCCUGCUUAUCACUCCGUUUCCCUCUCCGGGCUCUUCGCUAAACAGAAGCUGUGCUAGCAGUUACCAACGGCGUUGGCGACGCAGUCAGACAACCAGCUUGGAGAAUGGGGUCUUCCCUAGAUGGUCUGUAGAAGAAAGCUUUAACUUGUCAGAUGACAGCUCCAGCCCAAACCCAGGAAUUGUCAGGAAAAAGAAAAUAGCUAUUGGGGUGAUAUUCUCACUUUCAAAGGAUGAAGACGAAAACAGCAAAUUUCAUGAGUUCUUUUUCUCACACUUCCCUCUCUUUGAGAGUCACAUGAACAAAUUGAAGAGUGCAAUAGAGCAGGCUAUGAAAAUGAGCCGCCGAUCAGCUGAUGCCAGCCAGCGCAGUUUGGCAUAUAACAGGAUCGUAGAUGCCUUAAAUGAAUUCAGAACCACCAUUUGUAAUCUCUAUACCAUGCCACGGAUUGCAGAACCUGUGUGGCUUACUAUGAUGUCAGGAGCGUCUGAGAAGAACCAGCUGUGCCAUCGCUUUAUGAAGGAAUUUACUUUCUUAAUGGAACAGGCAUCCAAGAACCAAUUUUUACCAGCUCUUCUGACUGCAAUUUUGACAAACCACUUGGCCUGGGUCCCAACUGUUAUGCCAAAUGGCCAGCCACCUAUCAAAAUCUUUCUAGAAAAGCAUUCCUCACAGAGUGUGGACAUGUUGGCCAAGACUCAUCCAUACAAUCCAUUAUGGGCGCAGUUAGGAGACUUGUAUGGAGCUAUUGGAUCACCUGUGAGACUAUCAAAAGCCGUUGUGGUUGGCAAAAGGCAAGAUCUUGUGCAACGUCUGCUGUAUUUCCUCACUUACUUCAUACGAUGCUCUGAGUUGCAAGAAACUCAUCUUCUGGAAAAUGGAGAAGAUGAGGCCAUAGUGAUGCCUGGCACAGUUAUCACCACUACCUUAGAGAAAGGGGAAGUAGAGGAGUCUGAGUAUGUUCUGGUUACAAUGCACAAGAACAGAAUCAAUUUAUCCCUUAAUGAGUCUGAAGAAGCGAGAACGUCUAACUGCAGCUGUAAAUACUGCAAGUGCCCACUUAACCCUGGUCAAAAUACAGAGGAUGCUUCAGCACAGGAGAGAGAUGAUCCUCCAGAAACCCCAGAAGUAGAGAGUGAAGUUGCUUCAGGUGAAAACAGGGCAGUACCUGCAGACUUCCGAGAAAGUACCACUGAUGUGAAGCAGUGCAAAGAGAUGGCAACCUCUUGCUUUGAUAUGAAGUUAGAGAAAGUGGUCUUCACAGGGUCUGCAUCAGUUGAAACGUGCAAAUUGGCAGGGCCCAGACUAGAAUCAACGAGUGGGUCAUGGAAAGAAGAAGAAUUGAUGGAUUCUGAUAAUGAGCCUGCGGAAGUAAGGAAAUCGGCAAAGUCAGUGGUAGAGAAGAAACCACCUGAUAAAAUCUCAUCCGAUGCAAUUCCUUGCAGUACAGCUGAGGCUCAGACAAAGGUGACUUUCCUCAUUGGAGAUUCCAUGUCUCCUGAUUCAGAUAUUGAGGUCCGAAGUCAAGCAAUAGCAGAGCAAAUGGCUAGCCACAACAACCAGAUAGAGACUGAAGAAGGGGUGACUGCUGACCGGAACUGUGAAGCAAGUCAAACCCUUGAGGACCAAAAAAGAGACUUUAAUAGUUCUGAAGCAUUUCCUCGGACUACCAGUAAGCUUCAGAGUUGGAAUCCUUACAAUGAGGAGAGUGUGAGUCUGCUUGAUGAAUAUUUUACUGAGGAGAAUUCCAUUGAAACCAGGACUAUUGACGAUAUUCCAUUAAAAGCAACAACAGACAUUCUAGACCCCAGCCGUAGCUUAGAAUUUCUCCGAAAACUGUGUAUAAAGAACCACAACCCCUCCAGUGAAUUUUGUAAAUUUAUGGAAUCUGUGCGUCAAGAGACGUGCAAAAACUGCUUUGCAGAGCAGGACCAAAGAGACAAAAACUCUAUAUGUAUCCCCCAUGGGGACAGAGAGAAUGCAGAAAAAAAGGCUGACCCAGGUGUGGAUUGGGACAUUCCAAGAAAUGAGAGUUCAGAUAGUGCCCUUGGUGACAGUGAAAGCGAAGAUGCAGUUCAUGAUGCGGUCAGAACAAACAGUAACUAUUAUGGGGCAGAGCAAGAGGAGUGGGCUGAAGAAGAGGAGAUACCUUUUCCUGGGUCAAAAUUAAUUGAAGUGAACUCUGUCCAGCCCAGUAUUGCCAAUUUUGGAAGGUCCUUGCUAGGUGGCUACUGUUCAUCUUACGUACCUGACUUUGUUUUGCAAGGAGUAGGAAGUGAUGAGAAACUGAAACACUGUUUGAUGUCAGAUUUGUCGCAUGCUGUGCAGCACCCUGUUCUUGAUGAACCAAUUGCAGAAGCUGUCUGCAUUAUCGCAGACACUGAUAAAUGGACGGUGCAAGUGGCCAGUAGUCAGAGACGGACAACUGAUAAUAAACUCGGGAAAGAUGUGUUAGUUUCGAACCUUGUCUCCAACCUGCUUCAUUCCACUCUCCAGCUUUAUAAGCAUAAUUUAUCUCCAAAUUUUUGUGUCAUGCACUUGGAAGAUCGAUUGCAGGAGCUGUAUUUCAAGAGCAAAAUGUUGUCUGAAUAUCUCAAAGGCCAGAUGCGAGUCCCUGUCAAGGAGCUGGGUGUGGUACUGGGGAUUGAAUCCAGUGACCUCCCUUUACUGGCAGCUGUAGCCAGCACUCAUUCUCCAUAUGUUGCCCAGAUUCUGCUCUAAAAUACCAAAGGGCACGGACAAUAACUUCCUUUUUAUAAAACGGGAAGACAAGGAAGCAGACAUAAACCACUCUUGUCCAGGCUCCUUCGUGCCUGCAGGCAAAUGAACCGAACAGCUUGCUUUAGCUGACUUGUGUGCCUCUGCAACCGAAUCUAUAUUGUGCAAACAAAUGGAGUCUCCCCUCCCACCCCUUCUGUCUUGGCCAUUCUUUUGAAAAGAAGGAAAAAAUUAAGACCAGAGGUUCAGAUCAUUGGAGGAGAUGCUAGAGCUUGAAGGACUCCAGACGGUUUGAGCAGAACUGCAAAAAUGGAUAUAAUGCCAUGCUGUUCAAAUCUGGGAAUGCAAGGAGGAACGGCUUCCUAUGACCCUACGCAGUGCUGUUACUGUUUGUACAAGAGAGCAAGUCCAGCUGGCUUGGGAGUGACUUGGUACCAAUUGGGCGAGCAUUUAAAAUAAAUAACCAUCAAGCUACAGUUAUUUGUAGCAGCUCUGACUAUUCCUGCAUUCAAAAGCUGAAGACCUUGGGAUGGACAUUUAAAAGGGCCAGAGUACCCUACUAAUGCUCAGAAAUGUGCUUGUAGAAAUUGGUCCUUUUAAAAUGGGGGCAGUCCUGGGAGUACUAGCUAAGACAUGUUUGUCAGGUCUCCAUAAGGCUGGCUAUGUAACUGAUCCUUUGCUUUCAAUGUGGUUCUGAGGCCGAUACAGAAAACAAAACAAACAAAAAGGUUAGAAUAUCAACUGGCAUUUGUAUACAGCGUCUUGUUCGUUUUGAUUUUGAAAAAAGAAUCAUACAUUUGUGUGUCUUUAUUGUGUCCUGUUUUAGUUGCAGUUCAGAGAAAGAUAGGUACCCUCAAGUUACUUUGAAACCCCCAAGUUUUAGGUCCUUAAUAGUGCAAUCCUAUGCAGAGCCUAAGCCGAUUGAAGUCGAUCGAUUGUCAUGAUUCUGCCCUGUAGAGGCAUGCUUCCCAUUGGUUUAAGUCAGACUUAAGAAUGCCUCCAUUUCUUUGGACUGUGCCCAUUGGUUUUAUCUCAUAGUUUACCUGCUUUUUGUAGGCAGUUUCCAUGAAGAAAAUAUGUGAAUGCAUUUGCAAAAAUAACCAAGAUUGCAAUAGGUUGGAGAGUUUGAAAAAAUACCUGAUUACUCAGGUAAUUGGGGGGGGGGGUCUUUUUAAAGAAAGGCCUUUGUAAUUAGAGAAUCUGAAGCUGGCUCUGCUUUCACACCAUUACAACAGCUGCAUCAGCAUCUUUUUAGACACACUACCCACGUGAUCCUAGUCUUUCCCUCCUGACCUGUUUCUGAAGAACAGACUUAAAAAAAAAAAAGCUGUUCCAACUCACGUUCCGUAUUUCCCCCCAUGUGCCAAUCUUGGUGUUGUCAGAUUGCUGAUGAGGGACCUAUCA
Messenger RNA from Gekko japonicus, 5006 nucleotides. It is a transcript of the gene FNIP1, whose product is annotated as folliculin interacting protein 1. The coding region runs from base 84 to 3605 and encodes 1173 amino acids. The transcript has 18 exons. NCBI's taxonomy places the organism in Eukaryota, Metazoa, Chordata, Lepidosauria, Squamata, Gekkonidae. Gene Ontology annotation, cellular component: cytoplasm. Gene Ontology annotation, molecular function: ATPase inhibitor activity; protein-folding chaperone binding. The record is from RefSeq and is a predicted model, not a curated record.